AUGGCGGAAGAGGGUAAGAUCACGGUGGCGGUCAAGUGGCAGGGGAAGCAGUUCUCAAUCUCCGUACCAGAGGAUGCGGACGUGGCCUGCCUGAAGCGGUGCAUCGAGGCCGAGACGAACGUCCAGCCCAAACGCCAGAAGCUCCUAAACGUCAAAUCGGGCCCGAAGCCCGCGGACGACGACGUGCUGCUGUCCUCCGUCAAGCUGCCAAAGGUUGUCAUGAUGAUGGGUAGCACCGAGCAGUCGAUCAACACGGUGGCGCAGGCCGCUGAGGCGGCGCCGGAGGUGCUCGACGACUUCGACGUGGGGGUGAACGAGGAGAUCGACUGCAGGGAUCGGGAGGAGAACAAGGAGAAGCUGCGGAGGAGGAUCGAGUCGUACCAUGUUGACGGUCUGAACCCGCCAAGGGAAGGCAAGAAACUGUUGGUGUUGGACAUAGACUACACGCUAUUCGAUCACAGGAGCACAGCGGAGGUGCCCGAGGAGCUGAUGCGGCCGUACCUUCACGAGUUCCUGACCCAGGCGUAUCAGGAGUACGACAUCGUCAUUUGGUCGGCGACCGGGAUGAAGUGGAUCGAGGUGAAGAUGCGCGAGCUCGGGGUGCUGGGCUCACCGAACUUCAAGAUCAUGCAGCUCGUGGACCACGGCGCGAUGAUUACGGUGCAGACGGAGAAAUACGGGAUGUUCGACUGCAAGCCCCUCGGCUGGCUCUGGGCCAAGUAUCCUCAGUACACGGAGAGAAACACCAUCAUGUUCGAUGACCUCAAACGGAACUUUGUCAUGAACCCACAGAACGGGUUAAGGAUUCGUCCGUUCAAGAAGGCGCACCUGAACAGGGGCACGGAUAGGGAGCUUGUGGGUCUCACCAAAUACCUCCUCGCCAUCGCGAAGCUGGAGGAUGCCCAAUUCAUGGAGCUGAAACACUCCAAGUGGGAAAAGUACAUCGGGGAGGACUAUGGAAAACCUAAUGCCAAGGAAUAA
This is a messenger RNA of Micromonas commoda, 981 nucleotides long. RefSeq lists its product with no specific name. Bases 1 to 981 code for a protein of 326 amino acids. Gene Ontology annotation, molecular function: phosphoprotein phosphatase activity. The transcript is spliced from 2 exons. Gene Ontology annotation, cellular component: nucleus. The record is from RefSeq and is a predicted model, not a curated record. Lineage: Eukaryota; Viridiplantae; Chlorophyta; Mamiellophyceae; Mamiellales; Mamiellaceae.